This is a messenger RNA of Pyrenophora tritici-repentis Pt-1C-BFP, 1707 nucleotides long. Lineage: Eukaryota; Fungi; Ascomycota; Dothideomycetes; Pleosporales; Pleosporaceae. The record is from RefSeq and is a predicted model, not a curated record.
AUGUGGACUUUGGUCACAUCCAGCGCCGACACCACGUCCGGCUCCACUGCCUUUAGUCUGCCAGAUGAGGGCGUUGCUCAUAUCGUCAUGGGUAUACACACUGCUGCAUCAUUCGGAGUCAAGGUUCAAGCUGUCGCCGAGACUUUGAUCAUCGUACCCGAUGCAACCCCCGCCGGCAUUGGUGGCCCACCGAGUGCCAAGUACGAGUUGCAACCACCUGUCGAUGGCCGCACAGAAUCAAUCUUUCUCCGCCAUGGCGAUGUGUUGAAGUUUACAUCAUCACAAUACAAUCUGACUUGCAAAUGGGCAAACUCGGAAGUACAGGUUGAUUCCUCAGCUGCCGACUUUGUCCAGGUGGAAAAUGGUCCCGACGCCAAAUGUAUCCCCAAGACUCCUGAAGAGGAAACCGAAGAUGAGGAUUUGGACGAACACGCUAUCGCUACAUCAACGAAACCGCAGAACAAGACACAUCCGCGAGCAACUCCCAAACCUCCAGAGCAGCCGUCUCUUGUGAUUCAAGAAACCCCAACUGCAACUCGAGUCAAUGGCGCAUCAGCAUAUCCAGAUACUAAACCACCAGAUUUCACUCAUCAAGUGGCGGAACCUGUAGAACAUACGACCUCUCCAUUGCAUGACGAAGCGUCAACUCAGGGUCCAACUGUCCCACAAGUUGCGCAUGCUUCCCCACGAACCAAUCAUGCUGCUAUCGAGGUAGGAAACCAGACUUCCGAGACACCUUCACACCAUGAUAGGAGAAACCCCUCGCCCAAGGUAAAGAUUCCACCGAGAUCAGCCAGAAAGCGUGGCACCCCUGCUAUUGACGAGGAUACCGGGUCGGAGUAUGAAGCACUCAAAGGGCCUAAUAAGCGUGCAAAGACAAGUGACGAUGAUACUCAAGAUAGUCGCCUAAGCAAUGUCAAUGUUCUUCCGUCCAAGAGAUCGUCGGUCAAGAAAGCGGCUGCAGAGACAGAGGAUAUGGUGCCCACGCGCUCACAACGGAGUUCACAACGAUCAACGACCAUUCCGGCGGGAGCUUACGAGGGUGUCGCACCACGCAUGGCGUUUAGCAAUUCGGCCAUUCCAAAGUCCCAUCAAGCCGUAAAAUUCUUGAGGAAACAAGGCGGAGCGUAUGUGGAAGACUUAGCUGAUGGCUUCGAUGUACUAUGCGUGAGACAAGGUGGUCUCCAGAAGAAACCCAAAGUAUUAUACGCUAUCGCUCGCGGUAUCCCCAUCGUCACCGACAAGUGGCUUCUGGAUUCUGCAAAGGCCGGACAUCUCCUCCCGUUGUCUGAUUUCAAGCCCUCUGUGUCUAAACAAGAAAAUGAAUGGAACUUCACCUUCGAUGGCGUCUUUGGUCAUCCACAAACUCUAUUCGAGGGCUAUAACGUACACUUCACCAAGAGUCUCAAAGCGACAUUUGAAUCUUUUGCUGAUAUUGAGGAAGUCUGCAAAGCUGCAGGCGCCAAGGCCGUCACAAGCACGAAGAUGGAUAAGACUGGGAACAGUAUCGUGCUUGCGAAUAACGACGAUGAUGCGGAUGCACAGAAACUGGCCAAGGAAGGCAUAACAUGCUAUACCAAAGAUAUCCUCAUCUACAGCAUCCUAAGGGGUGUCCUAGAUCUCCGCAGCAAUGACUUCAAGAUUACAGAGAAUACCACCAAGACGCCAUCCAAAGGGAAAAUGAAGCGGGGUCGUAAGAGCGGGUAA